AUGGGAGUCCCCAAGCUGCUGACGACGCUGGCGCCGUUUGGCGACCGCAAGCCGCUGGACAAUGGCAAAGUCAUCAUCGACGGGCCCGCGCUGGCCUACCAUAUCGUCGGCCUCUGCAUGGCGGAUCCCGUGAUGGCCGCCGGCCGACGCCACCCGCUCGAGCAGUCGACCUACGCACAGCUCGGCGAGGCCGCCACUGCAUGGCUGGACACGCUUUGCAGCCGCCACAAUAUCACGGUGCUGGCCAUCUACUUUGACGGCUACCUGCCUGUGGCCAAGCGGCCGGUGCGGCUGGAGCGGUCGUACCGGACGUCGGCGCAGCUCAAGGAUGCCUUUUCGUUUUACCAGCGGGACAACCUGCCCGGGUUCGACGCCAAGGGCCCGCGCACGGGCAGUCUGUUGCCGGCACCUGCGUUUGCCGUGCCGGCCGUGCUGGACGCUCUGCGCGCCUCUGCCACGCAUUACAAGACGGUGACGCACGUCGUGCCUGGUGAAGCGGACGCAUUUUGUGCGUGGCACGCGCGCAACAUCGAGGUUGGCACCGUUCUGACGUCGGACUCGGACCUGCUGGUACAGGACCUGGGCCCCGACGGGGAGGUGGUGCUGAUGCGGGACAUUGACCUUCCGCGCGGAGGCGGCGACGAGGCUGGCGCCGGUUCCGCUGCAACCAAAACAACAACGACGACGACAAAGAGACCGCUUAUUGUCCUCGCCUAUCGGAUGGCCGCCAUCUGCCAGCGGCUGGGUCUACCGGCGCCUGUAUACGAACACGACUAUCUCGCCAACAACAAAGCCAUGUGCCAGCAACUCAUGAAGAGCGGCAAGGGGCUCUACGGGUUUGCAUUUGAGCUGCUGAUGGACCCGUGCCUGAGCACCAGCGAGCUGGUUGGCCGUGCCAAGCAGGGGCUGGCCAUGGCCCAGCACCCGGACGAGUACGCUGAAUUUGUCGACCAGUACACCUUUCCCGAGGCGCUCAACAUGGCAGUGCAGCAGUACAACGCCGGUGGAUUGGACCCGCGCGUGGCCGAAGUGGUUUUUCAGAGCGUGCUUCUUGGCGGUGACAGCCAAGGCUACCGGGGCGACGCUCUGCUCAAGCCGGCGGACCUGCCGAUGCUCUUCUUUGCGCCGCCGCUGGUCGAUGAUUGCAUGCAGGCCAAUGCCUGGGAAAUCAGUGCCCCGAUCCGGGUCCUGGCCUUUUCGCUGCUCAGGCGCCUACCAACGGCCGCCAACAUGGGCGACACGUGGAUCCGGGAAUACGCGCGCAUGGCCUCCAUGGCAUCGCGGGGGACGGCUCUCGAGCUGCUUCCUGCAGAAGGCCGCCGACGUGUCAAAGCCCUGGACAAUUUUAUAUCACUUUUGACGCGGAUCCAAGCGUUUGUGCCAGCCUCGGCAGAAAACAGCAGCGAACUGCAGUGGGUCACUCUCGCUUCCUACUAUGACAUCGAGUGGUCCAAAGAGCACGCCAAGCCGUCGGCCUGCCUCGAUGUGCUCCAGAAAGAAACACCCAGCAGCGGCGUGUUGGAGCAGGUCACCUGGACGGGCAUGCACUGGCUGGCGCAGAUCCAGGGCACGCUCUACUCGCUGCGCAUCCUCCAGCAGAUUGUGGCGUUUGUGAAAUACCAGCAAAGCGAGCGAGCCGGGGACGACAAGCAGCUAUGGCUGAGGAUCGAGGCACUGGAGGGCAUGCUGUCAACACUGACACCCCUUGCCAAGUACCCAACUCUGCGGACCCUCCGCGAUCUGCCGGCACGGCUCAAGACGGCCAAUGCUCUGGAGGUGCUGGUGGCGCUCGCCGAACUCCCGGCGUCGAUAUCGUUUAAGCCACCGUCCGGUUCCAAAACGAGCAAGAACCGGAACCGGAACAAGAAACGAAAGCGGACUGGACACGCACCAGUGCGAGUACGGACUAUGACGAACCCGUUUACCGUUCUCGACGGAGCGGACUGA
This is a messenger RNA of Sporothrix brasiliensis 5110, 1947 nucleotides long. RefSeq lists its product as uncharacterized. The record is from RefSeq and is a predicted model, not a curated record. Bases 1 to 1947 code for a protein of 648 amino acids. Lineage: Eukaryota; Fungi; Ascomycota; Sordariomycetes; Ophiostomatales; Ophiostomataceae. The transcript has a single exon.